AUGACUAAAGCUAUUUACAGAUGGCUUCUUUCUGAUUACAUAAAAGUAAAUAUCUCAUUCUCGGCGCAUACCGACUACCAACAAACCUCCGAAUUCGUACGAAUACUCAAGCCACCCCACGUUAUUCUCGUUCAUGGGGAGCAAAAUGAAAUGGGUAGAUUAGAAGCUGCUCUGCAACGGGAAUAUGAGAACGAUCCGAACACCACGAUGGAAAUACACAAUCCUCGUAAUACCGUCGCCGUCAAGUUGUAUUUCAAAGGCGAAAAAACUACCAAAGUAAUGGGUAUUCUUGCCAUGGAAGAACCAAAACCAGGACAAAAAUUGUCCAGUGUUUUGGUUAAAAGGAAUUUUAACUAUCACAUGCUCGCAUCUUCUGAUUUGUACAGACACAUGAGUCAAAUCGUUCAAAGACAAAGCAUUUAUUCCUCUGCUUCUUUACCCAUACUUAAACAUCUUUUGACGGUAAAAAGACACAUAUCGAUCUUCUUAAUUUCGAAGUAA
Messenger RNA from Venturia canescens, 501 nucleotides. RefSeq names its product cleavage and polyadenylation specificity factor 73-like. Bases 1 to 501 code for a protein of 166 amino acids. Gene Ontology annotation, cellular component: mRNA cleavage and polyadenylation specificity factor complex. The record is from RefSeq and is a predicted model, not a curated record. Gene Ontology annotation, molecular function: RNA endonuclease activity; RNA binding; 5'-3' RNA exonuclease activity. Gene Ontology annotation, biological process: mRNA 3'-end processing by stem-loop binding and cleavage. The transcript has a single exon. NCBI's taxonomy places the organism in Eukaryota, Metazoa, Arthropoda, Insecta, Hymenoptera, Ichneumonidae.